AAUCGGACGGCCAACGUGAACGAUUAGUAUAGCGAAACAUCUGCAUUUACAAAUCCUUGCGCCAUUUUCGCUAUUGGAAAUUUAGAACCGGCAGAUUUUGGCGCCAAAAUUUACACAUAUAUAUAAGUUUCAAUAUAACCACAUUUGCAAACUUGACUCUCUGUAAAUUUAUUAAGAAAAGAAAAGAAAAGAAAAUGCAGCGCCAGAAAUCUAUACUCUCUUUCUUCCAGAAACCCUUGCCGGCGGGGAAUCAGAACUCCGGAGCCGGAGACGCUUUCGAUGGAGGGAAAGCCCCUCGGUUUUCUUCAGAGAAGCAGAACCAAAAAGUCACUGUUUCAAGUGAACCUGAGAUUCAAGGAACCGACACUCCGCCGGAGAAGGUGCCGCGUCAGAUUCUACCUGUGAGGUCUACGGAGAAUGAGAGUAUCAAAGGUUCUUCACUUUUCUCGAGCAUUAUGCAUAAGUUCGUCAAGACUGAUGACAAAGAAAAGCCUCUUCAGAGGAUCCUGGCUAAUCAUACUUCCACCAAUGUAUCUGGUAGAUUUACUGAUAAAAAAGGAUUGUCCAAACAGGGAACUACUGCCCUAUAUCCUGAAAAGGGAAAUCCUUGUAGUUACAAUGCUGUGGUUGAUGUUGAAAGCAAUGAUGAUGAUGUUCCUGGGCCAGAAACACCAGGUGUGCAACCUCUAGUUCCUCGUUUGAAGCGCAUUCAACACGAUAGUCCUAAGGUGGAUGACAAAGAUGCCACUUUCUUAUUGAAUGCUAGCAAAAGGGCGAAACUUCUUCUGGACUCAACAGCCGUAAGCAAGAACCAAGGCCAAAUAUCUGACUCAACAAGCAAAUUUGAGUGGCUUGACCCUUUGCGAAUUAGGGACAUUAAUGGAAGAAGGCCUAGCGAUCCUCUUUACGACAAAAAGACACUUUAUAUACCACCUGAUGCAUUGAGGAUAAUGUCAGCUUCUCAGAAACAAUACUGGAGUGUCAAAUCUCAGUAUAUGGAUGUUGUCCUUUUCUUCAAAGUGGGGAAAUUCUAUGAGCUUUAUGAACUUGAUGCUGAAAUUGGUCACAAGGAGCUGGACUGGAAAAUCACACUAAGUGGUGUGGGGAAAUGUCGACAGGUUGGUAUAUCUGAAAGUGGGAUUGAUGAUGCUGUUGAAAAGCUGGUUGCUCGUGGAUAUAAAGUUGGACGAAUUGAGCAGUUAGAGACAUCUGUUCAAGCAAAAGCUAGGGGUGCAAAUUCUGUAAUCCAGAGAAAAUUAGUUCAGGUUAUUACACCAUCAACUGCAACAGAUGGUAAUAUUGGUCCUGAUGCAGUUCAUCUUCUUGCCCUAAAGGAGGUCUGUAAGGGAAACUAUGGCCUGGAUAAUGGGGAAACUGCUUAUGGCUUUGCUUUUGUUGAUUGCGCUUCUCUGCGAUUUUGGGUUGGUUCUAUCAAUGAUGAUACUUCAUGUGCUGCUUUGGGGGCACUGUUGAUGCAGGUCUCGCCAAAAGAAGUCAUAUAUGAAACCAAAGGGAUAUCUAGAGAAGCUCAGAAAGCGCUCAGAAAGUACUCAAUAACUGGUUCAACAGCAGUGCAAUUGAAUCCAGCCCCUCCCUCCACUAAUUUUCUGGAUGCUUCUGAAGUUAGAAAUUCGAUUCAGUCCAAGGGUUACUUCCGAGGGUCUUCUAGCCCAUGGAAUAAUGUAUUUGACAGCAUAAUGCACCAUGAUAUCACCCUAAAUGCUCUUGGUACACUUGUUGAUCAUCUGUCCAGGUUGAUGUUAGAUGAUGUUUUACGGAAUGGAGAUAUUUUGCCCUACCAAGUUUAUAGUGGUUGCCUCAGAAUGGAUGGACAGACUUUAAUAAAUCUCGAGAUUUUUAAUAACAAUUCUGAUGGUGGCUUAUCAGGUACAUUGUUUAAUUAUCUAGAUAACUGUGUGACAUCAUCUGGUAAGCGGCUUUUAAGGAAGUGGAUGUGUCAUCCAUUGAAAUCUGUUGAAGGCAUUAAUAAUAGGCUGAAUGUAGUUGAAGAUCUAAUGACACAAUCAGAUAUUAUGUUAGUUAUUUCACAAUAUCUUCGCAAGAUUCCAGACAUAGAAAGGAUGCUUGGACGAGUCAAGGCUAGCUUUCAGGCAUCAGCUUCUCUUGUGCUGCCUUUAAUUGGUAAAAAAGUGUUGAGACAGCGAGUGAAAGUGUUUGGGUCUCUAGUGAAAGGGCUUCGGAUCGGAAUAGAUUUGUUGUUGCUUUUACAGAAGGAAGACCGAAUAAUCUCAUUAUUUUCAAAAAAUUUUAAACUUCCGGAGCUAAAUGGAAGUGCUGGGCUUGACAAAUUCCUCUCCCAAUUUGAAGCUGCUGUGGAUAGUGAGUUCCCCAAUUACCAGAACCAUGAUGUAACAGAUUCAGAGGCUGAAACACUGUUCGUGCUGAUUGAUUUGUUUAUUGAGAAAGCUUCAUGUUGGUCUGAAGUCAUCCAAGCCAUUAAUUGUAUUGAUGUACUAAGAUCUUUUGCAAUCACUGCAAGCAUGUCAUCCGGGUCUAUGUCUAGGCCUGUUAUUUUACCCGAGUCAAAAUCCAGUAUGUUCGGCCAAGAUAAGGGAGGACCUGUACUUAAGAUUAGAGGCCUAUGGCAUCCUUUUGCCCUUGGAGAGAAUGGAGGGAUGCCUGUCCCUAAUGACUUGCACCUUGGUGAGGAUCUAGAUGGUUAUCUUCCUCGAACCUUACUCCUGACUGGACCAAAUAUGGGUGGAAAAUCAACACUUUUGCGUGCCACAUGUCUAGCUGUUAUACUGGCUCAGCUUGGUUGUUUCGUGCCUAGUGAGAAGUGUGUUCUCUCACUUGUUGAUAUCAUUUUCACACGACUUGGUGCCACUGAUCGGAUUAUGACUGGCGAGAGUACAUUCUUCAUCGAGUGUACAGAAACAGCUUCAGUUCUUAAAAAUGCCACUCAAGAUUCUCUUGUUCUUCUUGAUGAAUUGGGUCGAGGAACAAGCACUUUUGAUGGAUAUGCCAUUGCAUAUGCAGUGUUCCGCCAUCUUGUUGAGAAGGUGAACUGCCGAUUGCUUUUUGCUACGCACUAUCAUCCGCUUACAAAGGAAUUUGGUUCUAAUCCACGUGUAAUACUGCAACACAUGGCAUGUGCCUUUAAAUCAAAAUCUGAAAGCUAUUCCGAAAGUGACCAGGAUUUGGUUUUUCUAUACCGGCUUGCCUCCGGAGCAUGCCCAGAGAGUUAUGGAUUACAAGUCGCUGUCAUGGCUGGAAUUCCAGAAAAUGUGGUGGAAGCUGCUUCACAGGCUGGCCAAGUGAUGAAAAAAUCAAUUGGAGAAAGUUUCAGAUCAAGUGAAAAGAGAUCAGAGUUCUCAACUCUCCAUGAAGACGGGUUGAAGACCCUGCUAAGUGCCACACAAAUUGGAGGUUGUAAUUUUGACAACACUGAUGACGUUUACGACACAUUAUUUUGCUUGUGGCAUGAGCUAAAGAACUCAUAUCAGUCUUAACUGAAAAGAGAAAUGAUAAAUAUAUCUUCUCUUUUUGAGGUUGUAUAUUAUAUUAGUGAUUAUAAAUGGCAUAUUCUUUUUCGAUCUUGAUCCUGGAAUAGGAUUGAUGGAUUGAUGAUCUAUUAAGUUGAGAAGUAUCAUUCUU
This is a messenger RNA of Ricinus communis (castor bean), 3618 nucleotides long. RefSeq names its product DNA mismatch repair protein MSH7. The transcript is spliced from 17 exons. Bases 195 to 3473 code for a protein of 1092 amino acids. The record is from RefSeq and is a predicted model, not a curated record. Lineage: Eukaryota; Viridiplantae; Streptophyta; Magnoliopsida; Malpighiales; Euphorbiaceae. Gene Ontology annotation, cellular component: MutSalpha complex; nucleus. Gene Ontology annotation, molecular function: mismatched DNA binding; ATP binding; ATP-dependent DNA damage sensor activity. Gene Ontology annotation, biological process: mismatch repair.